AUGUGGGAAACAUACAACACAAUCAUCAACAACAGCUUUCUCCAUCACCAUGGACCUAUACACGAAUUCUACCUCUACAUCCCCGACAACGGACAAAACAACGGUUCUUAUCAGAAAACUCUGAAUCUUAAUGCGUGGCUACAUUUUCUUUCGCACAAUGGUGUCAAAAAAAUUACCCUUAUAAAUUAUCUGUGCUUAUUUGCAGCUAUACCUUUGCCAUCUCAUAUUUAUUCAUGCAUUGAGUUGGAGGAAUUGACACUUUCCAAAGGUUUUAUUUUGAAACGUCCAUCUACCGAAUUUAAGUGCAUUAAACAUAUUCGCAAACUUGAGCUCAAUUCAAUAACAUUAGACGGUGACAUAUUUAGCAAUUUGAUUGCGAAUUGUCCCAAACUUAUUAUACUAAAGCUUGAGCACUGCCUCUACCAUAAGAAUAUUGUUAUAGAUGCACCAAAACUGGAAAACUUAACUCUAAAUGUCUCUUCAUCUAUUGGAUUGUUGAGUUUCAAAAAUAUUCCGAACCUUGCUAAAUUAGAGCUAUCUUGGUGUGAUUCAUCAAUUACUGAUCGCCAAACUGCUGAAGCAGCUGAUGCCAUAAAAAAACUUGCAGCUUCUUGUGAUCUCAAAUCCCUUUUCCUAAGGGACUAUAAGUCUAAUAAGAUCUUCGCUGCAAUUGGAAAAAAGAAAGUUUUUCCGUUGGCACUUGCACAUCUCUAUGAACUGUCUCUGGGAGUACUUAAUUUGAAUGACUUUGGUGUAUUUUCUUGCACUUUUGGUUUUAUUCAAAGCUGCCCAUCCUUUAAGAAGCUCGCUAUCUCAGUUUCUCGUCCAAACAUAAAUGUGGAAGUUGAGCACGAUUAUGAUUAUGACAAUAAUUAUAAAUUGGGUAAUCUGGUUGAGGUGGAUAUUGAUGGUGUAACUGCUUCAAAAGCUGAGCUUAAAUUGAUUGAAUAUGUGCUUUCUGCUUCAAUUGUUCUUCAAAGAUUUACUAUCAAAUUCGGAGCAAUUGGUGAUGUUGCAGAGUUGAAGGUGCAAAGAAAGUUAAAUGGGUUUCAAAGAGCUUCUCCAAAGACACAAAUUGUUUUUUAA
Molecule: messenger RNA, 1086 nt
Organism: Chenopodium quinoa (quinoa)
Lineage: Eukaryota; Viridiplantae; Streptophyta; Magnoliopsida; Caryophyllales; Amaranthaceae
Product: F-box/FBD/LRR-repeat protein At1g13570-like
Exons: 3
Coding region: 1-1086 (361 amino acids)
Source: RefSeq, a predicted model, not a curated record